AUGUCUGCAAAAGCGAAACAAAGCAACAAGUCAGCGGAUAAAAAUGCAAACGAUAGGAAUGACGUUGCGUCCAAAGAAAAUGAUGCUGAAAAAGCCAACCCUCAAUGGAAACUUAUUUCCCAUGAACAAAUCAACAUGCUGUUGGAUUUGACAGUGGAACAAGUGCAAUUCCAGUUUGAAGAAAUACUUGGUUUGAAGAACUACCAGACGUGUCUGAAGGAGGCUUCCCUGUUGGACUACUUUGUCUCUGGCUUCUGGUGGACCAGGGAGAUGAACUACACCUGUCAACAGAUCUCAUUCAUCAUGGCUCUACUGCAAUUGUUACUGGACAACAUCAGUGAGAAGCAGAUGCCGUUUGUUGAUAACCUGAAUGAGUUUGCCAAGAUGAUAUCAGGAACGCGCCGGUCUCCUUCUCCAGAGGUUGACUCACUGUUUGAUGCUGAGCAGGCCAUGUCCAUCACGGACUACCUGAAGUGCAGUCUCUUUCAGAACUACCAACUCUAUGAGUUUCUCUUCAGCCAACCUAGAGAGGAGCUGCUCCUUGGGAAGAAGAGGACCAUAGAGGUGAUCAGCUCAGCAGACUUUGUAGCCCCGUUGGAAGAAGGAAUGAAUACUGAUGACUACCUCCAUUACAUGACUCCUGUUGAACAGCAGGAAGAGGGACAGAGGACCAGCCAGGAGGAGGAUGGAGAGGUACCAGGUGAAACAGCUCUGGAGCAGGAGAAGGAGAACAAGGCUACAGGGUUGGAAGGAUACAAGGUUCAGGAUGUCAAAGACGUGCUGGGAGACCUGACCAAAGAGAUGCUGGGAACCCUACAGGCUGAAUUCACAGAGCAGCUGAGAGUCCAGGAGGAGAGUUUCAGUACCAGACUAGAACCACUGAAUCAUUCUGCCUGCAAAUAGCUACAAUACACCUCAUAGUAUAACAUAUCCACUAUGAACACAAUCUAUAAUAUAUCCACAAUACACCACACAGUCUAUAACAUAUCCACUAUGAACACAAUACACCACACAGUCUAUAAUAU
This is a messenger RNA of Oncorhynchus nerka (sockeye salmon), 1025 nucleotides long. It is a transcript of the gene cabcoco1, whose product is annotated as ciliary associated calcium binding coiled-coil 1. The transcript is spliced from 8 exons. The record is from RefSeq and is a predicted model, not a curated record. Bases 1 to 903 code for a protein of 300 amino acids. NCBI's taxonomy places the organism in Eukaryota, Metazoa, Chordata, Actinopteri, Salmoniformes, Salmonidae.